AUGGCCUUUUUCUUUGUGUGCGGCCAGCAGACCUUUCGCUCCGAGGUCAAGGGCUACGAGGGCAUCGUCACCCAGUGUCACCACUGCGGUAACAACGGCGCUCGCGUGCAAAAGGAGCGUCCCUUUUUUACCAUUUGCUAUAUUCCCGUGAUUCCAUUCACCAUCAAGGGAUACCAGGAUGUCGUCUGCGGCAUCUGCAACUUUCAUCAACCCCUCGAGAAGCGCCCCGAUGUCAUGGCCAUGGCCAACGGCGGCCAAGGACCGCCACAGCAGCAACAUGGUCAAAAACCGCAGGGCAAUAAUCAGCAGGGUCCGCCGCAACAACAGGGACAGUACCAGCAGGGACCUCCACCGCAACAAUACGGUCCCCCGCCGCAGGGUUAUUACUCGCCGCCGCCGCAGGGCGGCCAGCCGCCUCCGCAAACUUGGCAGGGCCAGCAGCACCAGUAA
Molecule: messenger RNA, 450 nt
Organism: Beauveria bassiana ARSEF 2860
Lineage: Eukaryota; Fungi; Ascomycota; Sordariomycetes; Hypocreales; Cordycipitaceae
Product: rhodopsin family protein
Exons: 2
Coding region: 1-450 (149 amino acids)
Source: RefSeq, a predicted model, not a curated record